GUACAAUGAUCUCCGCCCGGUUGAUCCUGGGAUGCUGGUACCACCCAUACGUUUGGUCCAAUUAGGAGAUGAGCUCUGCUGAGCGGAGUACAGUCCGAUGUUCUAGUUUGGUAUUCUGCCGCAAAGCUACUGUGGCUACUUCGGGUUAGCUGUUUCGAUACUGAGGUUCGAGCUUGGGCUCUAUUCAAACGGCAGACAUACUUCUACACUAUGUCAAGAUACAGUAUCAUGCUGACGGGACCAGAAACAAAGUCGAACAGGGUCGAGGGAACGACUUGGUAUUCUUGGCAUCAGUUAUCCAACAUUCGUUUCGCACUGCCAUAUUCAAUAUCUGAUGUAGAGUGGCCGAACAUUCCGGCGCCGGCGCCGGUUCUUGCUUUGUUGUACUUCUUUCCAUUCUUUCGAUGAAUACGCUUAAAUCCGAUCGGGAUCGAGAUCCUCCUUUCUUUCUUUCAAGUGUGCAAGUGAUCUUCAUUCAGCGCGGCUCAAGGGCAGACCCCGCUUCUAGCACUACAAGUAUCGCAUGUAAAAAUUCCAUUGGCAGUUGGGUGGAUUUCGCAAGUCAAAGUGAGGGCAUUCCCGUUUCGUUUACAUCCCAUCCGAGGUUGUCGGCCAAGCAUGAACUUGCUCCCGCAUGUCGUCCAACCCCACCAACUCGUCUCCAUCCUUCAUUGUUGGCAACCAGUGAAAGCUUUUACUCAGGAUAUCCGAUAUCAAGCGCCAACAAGAUAUUCAGCCUUGCAUGCAGGAUCAAAUCGGCUUGCACGGAGAUAAUUAGGGUGGCCCUAAAGCAGAAUUACUAAUGCCAUGCCGUAUACAGCAAAGCAUCUACUACCACCAUCACCAAACGGCGUCUGAGGCACAGGAUUCAUGGAUCCGUUGCUUAUGAAAAUGCUCGCUCUCACAUGGUAUGACCGUAGGUCAGCAGACUACCACCCUUUCAAAUCCACGGCACUUGAUGACAUGACAAUCGAUACUCAACAUGGAAUAGCUUGUUCUUUUUUACCAGUCAACAAGUUCAAAGACUGUCCAGCCCAGGUGUAUGGAUGAUGGUAUGGGAUUGAUUACCUCCGAAAGUCCAGGUUGGCCUUCCCUUUAGUACGUGGAUGUGGUGGGGAAGCCCAUGGCCACGGCCUUGACUCAGAUGCAACAAAGAUAUGCUGCUGCUGCAUCAUAUCUGGCAUUUCUUGCCGUGAUCAUCGCUGUCCGGCUGGAGUACAUAGAUAUGCAUCAAGCCCGGCGCCGGUCCAACGUCUGGUCUAUUGAUUUUCUGAUCAGUUAAGUUCAUCUGUCCGGGUCUUCUUACAUAUCAUCUGCCGACACUCCAUAUACUGGUUCAAAUUUCAAAUACCGGCCUUUAGCACUCCACUUCAAAAGGUAUAGGAGUAACAUUGAGUGUUCUGCUCAGCGACUCCGUACUUCGAAACUGCUUCCACUCAGUGCCAAUAAAUCCGAGGCAAGACACUCAAGAAUACCAAGAGACCGGGAUCACGGUACCAAAGUCAUCUCUCCCAGAUUCUCCAAACACUUCAAGUACGGAGUGACGUACAAAGCGGAACUCUCCCAGAAGAUUUGCUUUGAAUUAAGUCAAGUCAAUGCACCGAGAGAUUCCGAACUAGUCCUGCAUACUUCGUACUUAGACUACCAGUACCAUCUACUGGCUACUUCCGCCAUACAAAUACUCACGUUGCUCCUUGACCCCGCCGCCAAGCCUCAGGCCCAGCUCAUACUCCCCCUCCUUCGUCCCUUCCUCCUGUUUUCGACAACAGCAAUAACAUAUAACAUAUGCAGAAAACCCCGGUAGGAGUUGUCGCGAAUGUCUGUAUUUUGCUAUUUGGUAUUGCCUCCGUAGCAAACGCACACGAUCAUGUUGAGGGCGGAAAUAUGAAUAUGGGAGAUACUGCCGUUCUGCGUCCAGCAAUACUUCCUUCAGGAGACAAUUCAGAUUUGCAGACAUAUUUUCAGUAUGGGGAACACUCCGGACUUAUGGCCGCGCAUAUUGCACUUAUGACAAUCGCCUGGCUGUUUAUACUUCCAAUUGGUGAGUCGUUUAGGAAUUUUUAGCGAUUCCAAGAGCCUCGAAAUGUACUAACUGAGUCUCUAGGUGUAUUGCUUUCUAUUGCUCGUUCAAGAUACAGACUACCCACUCAAUCCGCAUUUCUGGUCGCCAAUGGUGUCGCAGUUUUCCUAGCAACAAUAUACAAUGCCAGCACGCCCGAUUUAUACCCCAAUAAUGCGCAUCACAAGCUCGGAUGGAUUAUAACUUGGGUAGUUAUCGUGCAGGUAUUGGUGGGAGUUGUAACUUUGUAUGCAGGAAGAAAGGAAGUCGCGCGAAGCGAAGAGAGGGGUCAUUUUAUUCCAAUCUCCGCUGAGGUGAUGGCCGAACACCACCGUCUACACAACGAAGACGACUGUCGAUUUUCCGGCGAUAGUGGACAAGGAACGGAGCGUAACACGGAGUCUUUGAGAAGUCACUCGAUUGCUUCUACAAGUCCUCCACAACUGAGUUCUCCAGCUCAAGAAAACGAAGAGGAAUAUUUUGUAGAAAACCCGAAGCUGGUACUUGGUGGCAAACUACAUGGAUUUCUGUCCUCCAGAAUCCCGGGUCUGCUAUCUUCAAAAGCCUUGCGAAUUUUUCAAUUUCUUUAUGAUGCGGUUGAUCGGCUGAUUUUGUUAAUUGGCUGGGCCAUUUUUCUCACUGGAUGGGUCACCUAUGGCGGUUUCUUUGUAAGCCAUAUGCACACCUCGGGAUGUACAAUGACUAACUACAUUCCAGACGGGUCGUACCGUAUUCAGCGGACUUGCGCAUUUCAUCAAGGGUAGUGUUUUCUUUUGGUUUGGAAUAGUCUCGCUUGGACGUUGGGCCGGAUGUUUCGCAGAAAUUGGCUGGGUAAGGAAAAACAGAAUAAUGAAUACAAAGAUUUCUCUAACUAAAAUCACAGGCCUGGAAUACAGCGACGCCCAAGAAAGGUUCCAAAUUUUCAGCCGAAUUCGUCGAAAGCUUCAUGAUCUUCUUGUAUGGAGCUACGAAUAUUUUCCUCGAACACUUGGCCGCUUGGGGAAAAGCAUGGACAGCUCAAGAUCUCGAACAUCUUUCCAUAACCGUUAUGUUUAUUGGUGGUGGUCUGGUACUUUCACCCUUGACCUUUUCAACAGAUCCAAACGACUAACCCAGAUAGUGCGGAAUGGUGAUCGAAUCCAAACUCAUCCGCUCCCUCCUCAACGCCACCAAACGAGCCCCCCAGACCCUUCAAUCCCGCCUGGGAAACGAGCUAGAACAAGAACAAGCGCCACCAGAAUCCUACCGCUUCUCCAUGAAUCCUCUCCCCGCACUUGUCACCUUUUUGGUUGGCAUAAUGAUGAGCUCCCACCACCAAGAAUCUAUGAUCUCGACCAUGAUCCAUAAGCAGUGGGGGACUCUCCUUGUAGGCGCUGCAUUUUCUCGCGUAGCUACUUAUUUGAUAUUCUAUGUUAAACCGCCUACUUCGACAUUACCUGGUAGACCGCCUACGGAGUUAAUCACUUCGUUCUGUUUACUUGCCGGUGGGGCGAUUUUCAUGGUUUCGGUAAGCACCACCCGUCCAUCCAUUUCCCAUUCCCCAUUUCCCAUUUUCAAGAAGUAGAAGAAAAUUGUACAGAAUUGAUAUUGACAAUGGACGUAAAUAGGCACGAGACACCGUCAACGCAAUGGAAAGCAACGGUCUAGACGCCAUGUUCAUAUUCACCGUCGCCAUGGGUCUUAUCACCUUCCUCAUGGCGUGGGUUAUCGUCGUGGUCGCGAUUAAGGGGUGGGCUGUUAGGAUGGAGAAUGCGAGGGGAUUUGCGUAUAGGCGGGUGGGAUUGGGAGAGUGAGAUUGCUGUUUACCUCUCUCUCUCUCCUCUCUCGCGUCGUCGAAGGGAUUGUUUUCAAUUGGAUGAAUGAGUUCGAAAAUGGAUUGGAUUCGACCGGAUUGGAAAUCGGAAGCAGGGGUUGAAAUAAUGGGAGGUAGCUUGGAAUAAGGUGGAUUUGGGUUUCCACCUUCUUUGGGUGGCUGGUUAGUUGGGCAUUGUUGGCGUAGUGUUACCUUGCGUUGUGAAGAUACCUUUUUGUUUUUUUGCUUCUCCGUUUUAUCUUAGCUGGACUUUGAGGGGCACGAUAGGAAAAGGAAUAGGAAUAGGAGUAAUAAUAAUAUUGGUUCGAAUUCA
Hymenoscyphus albidus is the source of this 4185-nucleotide messenger RNA. The record is from the annotation of a GenBank genome assembly. Lineage: Eukaryota; Fungi; Ascomycota; Leotiomycetes; Helotiales; Helotiaceae.